This is a messenger RNA of Carcharodon carcharias (great white shark), 1760 nucleotides long. RefSeq names its product NXPE family member 3-like. The record is from RefSeq and is a predicted model, not a curated record. Bases 60 to 1760 code for a protein of 566 amino acids. The transcript is spliced from 6 exons. NCBI's taxonomy places the organism in Eukaryota, Metazoa, Chordata, Chondrichthyes, Lamniformes, Lamnidae.
CUAAAGAAUCAGCCCACUCCUGGCCAGUAUGCCGGUCGCUUUUUAGGCUGUUGAUACUGAUGGCGUUGCUGAUGAUAAUUCUGUACUUUUAUCACACAAAGAAUGAGGAAGAAUCAACCUUAAGAAUAGAGGCAAAUUGGAAAAGUUACCAAUCUCCAGCGUCUUAUUCCAUAAAUUUACAACAAAAUGAGAAUGAAACAUCUCUUUGGACAGACAGACUGUUGCAAUGUGGCUACCAGAUUCACAGCUUCACCCCUGAAGAAAGGUCAGAGGGGACAUUCCUUAUGAAAAUGAUCGAAUGGCCAAAACCACCCAACCCUGCUGUGCCCUUUCAGAAAAGCAGCGACCCAGCACAUGUCCGCUUUGUAAUUUUAAAUUCUACAAAGACUUUCUACGUUGGGGAUCAGUUACAAGUGAUGCUGCAAAUGAUUGAUUUUGAAGGCCACCCAAAGCAAUAUGGGGGUGACUAUCUCCAAGGCCGGAUCCACACCCCAGCUUUAAAAGCUGGUUCAGCAGGAACAGUUGUAGAUAACCAAAAUGGAUUUUACUAUAUAAAUUUUAAUUUAUCUUGGCCAGGGAAAGCUGAAGUGUCUGUUUCCCUCGUUCAUCCCAGUGAAGGGAUCCAAGUGCUUGAAAGGCUACGCGAAGAACGACCAGAGAGAGUAUAUUUUCAAAGCACCUUUGAAUCAGGAGCUAUCACCGAGACCACUGUGUGUAACCUUUGUUUGCCUCAAUCUAAACCACUUUGUAAUUUCACUGAUCUCAGGACAGGGGACCCCUGGUUCUGUUACAAACCAGAAAAGCUUCCCUGCUCUGCUCGUAUCAAUCAUGCAAUGGGAGGUUAUGAGCAGGAACUCUUAAUGCAAGACGAAGAACAUUUUUUCCAAAGUGGGGUCAAUGUCAAGAAGUCCAUAUUACCCAGUGGUGCAGCUUAUGUGAUUGUAAAGCCUUCACCUCGCACAGUGAAAUAUUUAAAUGCUUUAUCUUUAUUUUCAGGCACAGGGGUUGGAAAAUGUGUCCCUGGUAAGCCUCUGCUUUCACCAUCUGGAUUUUAUUAUCAGGACCAGUGGAUGUCAUCAAGCUGUAACGUUCAGCGUUUCAACACACCUGCAAGUAUAACAGACUGUCUCCGUGGGAAAAAAGUUUACAUUUUUGGAGAUUCCACUAUACGCCAGUGGUUUGAAUAUUUGACAGGAUUUGUACCAGGUCUGAGGGAAUUUGAUCUCGGCAAUUCUAAAAAAACCGGCCCUCAUCUCGCUUUGGAUAUAGACAACAAGAUCAAAGUGGAAUAUUAUGCCCAUGGCAAACCCAUCCGAAUCUUACCCAUUUCGAGUCAGGAUCUACCAUUCAUUGCAAAUAAACUGGAUGAGAUUAAAGGAGGAAAGAGCACCAUUAUAGCCUUCACCAUAUGGUGUCAUUUCAACACUUUUCCAGUUGAACCGUACAUCCGAAGGCUCCAGAACAUCCGCAGGUCAAUUCUACGAUUGCUCGACAGGAGUCCAGACACACUGGUUGUAAUAAAGACUGCCAACGUCCAGGCCCUUCCACGGAACGUCAGUCUCUACAACAGUGACUGGUAUUCCUAUCAACUAGAUUUAGUGAUGAGAAAGAUGUUUGAGGGCAUCAGCGUGGCAUUUGUGGAUGCCUGGGAGAUGACAAUAGCACAUUAUCUGCCACAUGACUUACAUCCCCAGCAAGUCAUUAUAAAGAAUGAAGUAGAUGUGUUUCUUUCAUAUGUAUGUCCUUUGGAAAAGAGUUAA